This is a messenger RNA of Gaeumannomyces tritici R3-111a-1, 5941 nucleotides long. RefSeq lists its product as hypothetical. The record is from RefSeq and is a predicted model, not a curated record. The coding region runs from base 664 to 4659 and encodes 1331 amino acids. NCBI's taxonomy places the organism in Eukaryota, Fungi, Ascomycota, Sordariomycetes, Magnaporthales, Magnaporthaceae. The transcript is spliced from 3 exons.
AACCAGAGAAUGGGAAAGCAGUUUUCUGGAAAGCCCACAGUAAAUGGGGUAACCUUGCAGCUAAUAUCAAACCGGCCUGCCCACUGGAAUCACUUAGCUAGGGGUCAUUUCUUUCGACAAGGCCGUUUACGCCGUGGAUUCCCCCCAAGUGGACCGGCUCUUGCUGAAUCGAUAAAGGAGAGACAGGGAGAGAGGGAGAGCCCAAGUACCGACCAGCCAAAAAGCAACGCAGCCGAAUCACACGUCAAAUAAAGAACACACGCCCAGCUUCCCAAUUCAAUUUGUCGCAGCAACCUCACCUCACACACAUCGAGCGCAGAUGGCCAUUGCUGCCGCGCCUCAGUCGAGCCACCCGUGACGGCGAUCCGUAACCCGGGCCGGAACCGAGAACGGUAACGAACCGAGGUUGGACGCCGAAGAUAUGGGAAGAGGAAGGGAACAAGGGCCGAGAAACGCCGAAACACAGCAGAGAUCUACAGCACCGGAGCAGGCUCGUGGAAGCACCGCCUGAAGGGGCGCUGAAUCGCCAGACAGGAAGUUAGCCGGCUUCCUUGGCCUGGCCUCACUCGCUGCCAUUCAACCACGCCUCCGCGCUUGCACCAACGUGCAAUCUCGCCGCCUCCGAACCAAGCCAUACAGGACAGGGCGCCACGCUUCGAGGAGAUGUCGCUGAAUGGACUGGACGCACCCGAACUCAAGGAAGCCCACGACGCUGCUGCCGCUGAGCCAGGAGGAUGGUUCAUCCUACAAUACUCCGGCCGCGAUGCCGUCGAGCUCCUCGGCAUGGGCAGUGGGGGCAUAGUCGAGAUCCGGAACGCCAUCGCCCAAUACGAGGAGCCGUCGCCCCUUUACGGCUUUCUGCGUUAUCGUCGACGGAACGUCAUCGUCAAGUACCUCCCGGACAAUUGCUCUCGACUGGUUCAAGCCCGAGUUAGCGUACACCUGGAUUCGGUGUGUGAACGCUUCUCGCCCCAUGACACCGUGUUCGAGAUUGCCACGGCAAAGGAGUUGAAGGACACACGUUUGUCUGCCGCUUGCUCGCUCCACACAGCGUCCGGAUCAAUGUCCUCAUCCACUAGCUCGCUCCGCCGCCGGCGCCUGAUGGAGAUCGCGGAGGAGGAGGAAGAGGAACAGCGGGCGACAAAGCGGCAGUCAGUUGGCGCUGCUGGCGGGGAUGACCGGCCCAGCUCGCCCGCAGAACCCCCCGUGGCUCUGGACCCAUCACUCGCCACAUCGCCUGAGGCGUCACAGUUCUCUGGAGCGGCCGAACCACCCGCUUUUGUGGGCGUGCCACGCCCUGCGUCACCUGCCAAGUCGCUCGAUGCCAGUGGAAGCGGCUCCUUCCAGGCUGGCCGGUCCGACUACUCGGGAUAUUCUUCGUCUCCCUUCUCAGCUAGGCCCAAAGUGAAGCUCGGCCCACGACCUUCCCUCGAUACGAGCGGCCGGCCUCGAACCGCUGCCGGGAGCACCUUCAGGCCCGUGUCGACAAUACCUGUUGGUUUCAAGAUGAUGUCCAAAACGGGCAAGAAGGACAGACCGCAAGACGCUGACGAAGAGCAUGUGGACACUGAUGACCUGGACGACCCGACGGAGGAGACGCCCCCUAUCUCGUCUCUACAAGGUGGGGAGCUUGCCUCGAUGGAGCAUCUCCCUUCCCCAGACACCAACAACACACCACCCCCCAGGCCGCGCACCAGUGGUGGGAGAUCGACGAUCGCCAGUUCUGGCAACAAGGCAGUGCCCUCUUCCGCGGGCAAACCAGGCCCCACAGGGCCCAGCAUGAUGAGCCCCGAGAAGUCGCGGCUCAUGAAGGCGAUGCAGCUUAGAGAAAAGAAAAAGAAGGAGCAGGAGGCGCUCAUGGCCUUGACUGGUCCGGCGGAAAGUGUCGACGAUGGCUCAACGGCAGCCGAAAAGUCGGACGCCGCGCCGCCGCACAUGGACGACGACGUUGAUGAGCUACCCAGCUUUACCGAAUGUCCUCAACAAGGCCGGGCAGCCGAAGAAGGGAAGGACUUGGGGGAGACAGGGGCAGUCGCCGGCGAGGAUCAGACACUGCAAAGCUCCAGGGACGAGACGCCGGAUGAAAGUUCCUCCCUGCUACUCCCUGACCGAUCAUCGGUAGAUGCGCAGACAGAUUCGCAUCCUCCGUCUCCUCUGGUCGCGUCUUCCGAGAUCGGUAACUCGACCAAAGCCUCUUCUGUGUCCGGGUCCACCGACGAAACGGCGUUGGAGUCCAAGGGCGGCGUCGCCGAUUCAACAACCAACUCUGGAGACGAGCGUCCUAGAACCGCGACUCCAGAAACCGCAGAUGGUGAUACCACGAGCACGGGGCCGCAACAACCGACGCAGGCUGAAGAGAUGACUCUAGCAAUGCUGGAUACCACGGACGUGCGUUGUCCGGAUUUGAGUGGGACACAUUCCGAGGCUUCCACAAGUGCUACCAGGGGCAUUCUUGGGGACACAGCAGACGCUGUCGGGAAUGCUGAAAGCGAGCACGUCCCUUGCGCGCCGCCAGGGACCCUGGAAGCGCCGCUGCUGAGGACGCCAACAUACGAUUUCUCAGGCAUGCCACAAGAGGACCAACAACUCAGGGUCACUGCGGAGAGCACCAGAGUCAGCGUACUGGCCGACAGAACAUCGACUGGCGACCAGCCUGGGCCUGACACAGGUCCAGAGGCAGACACGGCCCAGGCAGACCUUGAAACAAAGCGACCAGGGCUCCUGCCGGCGGCUGGCGUUGAGCCUAUCCAGAUCGGGCUUACAGUAGGCGUGACAUCUACGGUAGGGGCUACUAUCGGCGAGGAGCCGGUACAGGAAAUGCACUCGGUAACCCUACCCGAAGCUAGGUCAACGCUCAUGUCCAAAUCCCCCGUCACGCCUGUCUUUCCCCCGCCAGGUGGCGGCGUCUGCAAUGAUGGCAGCUCGAGCCCCGUGUUGGAUGUAUCUGGUUCUGACGGGCCCGGUGCAGCCGUGGCGCCGGCCCGCCACGCGGCCCGCGCCGUGUCAAACCCCAUGUCCAAUGGACAGUCAGCGGGUGUUAGCGACGCACCGCCGCUGCAGCCACCGGGUAACAGGGCAGCGUCUUCGGGGCCGGCGUUUCUACAGAGGGUGGCGCAGCAGCGACCUGGGUCGUCCUCGUCGGUGGCGUCCGUGUCGGGCAGUGUGGCGGCCAAGAAGUUGGGCGUGGGCAGCAGCAUAUCACAGCGCAUCAAGGCGCUGGAGAAGCUCUCUUCGUCUUCCGGGGGACUUGCGACCCCGAGCAACGUCCCAGAACGGCCGCAGUCGGCCUUCUUUUCGGUGCGGCCGACCAGCGUGCGGGAACCAUCGAGAUCCCCGUUAGUUGCCGAGCGAGCCAGCUCUCUGCGUGUUGAGAAGCACACGCCAUCGGCGCCACAGGCCCAAGACCGAGAGGCCUUGGUAGCAGCCGCGGGGGGCCUGCGCGAACGAUCGGGAUCCAUCUCGAGCAGGCUUUCGGUUUUUGAGGGCGGGAGCGUACCCCGAGGCCGACCAGAGUCGAUUCAGGUGACGGCUCGAAUCGUGCGAGAUCCCCUGCAGUCCCUCCAAAAGGCCGCAGAGCUCCCGCGGGCCGACACCGGAGAGCCCGCUUCUUUGGAUCUCAAGCAGUCGUCCCUCGUGGUCGAUCAUCGCCGACCCACCACAAGCCCGUCGGGUGGAAUGCUCGACGUGGCCACAGAGCCGCGCAAGACUACCAUCCUUCAGCGCAGGCUUUCGCGGGACCAGCGCAGAUCCCAGUCGGCCGAGGAUAAUGAUGGAGCGGCCGUGGACUCCAACAACAACGGCGAGUCUGAAGCCACGACCGAAGACAGUCCACGUCGCCGGUCGUCCCUGACAAUUGUCAAAGACUUUAUCAAGGAUCGCCGCAACUCGGUAUGGGACGCCAUGUCGCCAUCGACCGACAAUCUGAGUCUUGGGCCUGGGGCUGUCAGUCCAUCUAGGUCGCCCUCCCGUCCCCCGUCGACACACCGCAACUCGGUCUUCCCACGCCGACUCAGCACCUCUAGUCGUCGCUCUUCGAUAAGCAAGGACCGUGACGGCGUCGCAACACCGCUCCUCUCGCCCACUCGCACGACCGAUACGAGCGGCUCAGGCGACGAAUCCAUGGGCCGGAUAGGGGGCAACGAUAGUCAGAAGAAGAACGGCAAGAGUCGGGCCAGCCGCUUCAUCAGGCGUCUCUCGAAUUCCUUGAGCUCCAGCCGCAAGGUGGUGACACAGACCAGAUCUCCCACCGUCACCGAGGAGACCUUCGACGCCGAGGCAGCCCGCGCCAUGGCCGGAGCCGCCCAGCAGCAGAAGCAGCCCGUCGUCGUGGCCGAUAUGGGCGACGUUAAUGUCCAGUUCCCAGACAAUCUUCUCUGGAAGCGCCGGGCCAUGUGUCUCGACUCACAGGGAUUCCUGGUCCUCAGCGCAGGACAGACAGCCGCGGCCGCUGGCUCCAUCGUCACCAAACGCUACCACCUCAGCGAGUUUAAAGCCCCUUACGCUCCUGAGAUGGAGCAGCAAGAACUACCCAACAGUGUCUGCUUGGACUUUGUGGAUGGUUCAAGCCUGCAGAUCGCGUGCGAGGACCGCGCCGGUCAGGUCACCGCUCUCCAGGAGCUUCAAGUGGCCCACCAGAACCACACGACGUUCGGGCAGUAGGACCGCCAACCACCCCAGGAACGCUGCAAUGUGUGAAUGCUAGUUCUGGCUUUUCCCCAUCUUUUUUUUCUCUAACUUUUCUCAUGUUUUCUAUUUAGUCACCUCCCACACACUUCUCAUGAACUUCUCCAAACCCUCAAUCCCAUUUCUCCCUGUAUCCCUCUUUCCAUUCGUCCCCUCACCGCUGCACCUUUGCUUCCCUUUCGCUGUGCCUCCUCAUGCCCCGUUUCUCUCGCUCUCAAAAUUCCCUGGCUAUUGUUGUGUAUCAAGACAAGGCCUAUAUGAGACCCUGGGCGCGCCGCUGCUGCCAUGUUCUGUCCCAUUUCCUUCGAAGCACCUCUCCAUCUCCAUUCACCCUUGACUAUUUAACCCACUCUUGCCGGUUCUAUCCCUCAAUUCCCUUUGUCUUUCAGUAAACAGCCAAGAUACCCACAACGUAGCUUGGAGAAGGUCUUGUUUUUCUUUCCUCGGCGGUUUCUUAUUUUAACUACAAAUGCCCCCACCCUCAACCGACCUUCCCUUUCCUGCUGGGGUUCCUCCUCUCGCCAACUGUCUUAUGUGCACUCUCCUCGCGCGUUGCAGUUUCUCUGAAACUGCAGCAUCUAUUUCAAAUCAGAUGCUUACGCCGGGCACAUCCAUAUAUCGUUCCCCCGUUCGCACGACAAACACAUACCCCCACGACCAAGUCUACGCAAUACGUAGUCUCAGUCUUCUAAUUUUCCCCCUUUUCUUGUCUUUUUUUUUCUCCCCCCUGCCCCGUCUUAUUUUAUUUUCGGGUCAUCACUUGACUUGUUGAUUUCCUUUGUAUCCCCCCCCUUAUCGCCUGAUCCCAACAAUUCCAACCUUUUCCAACUCACCUUUCCGUUGGCCCCACGCUGAGCGAUAAUCACCAGGCGCUAUUGUCAGGCACCAUUACUUCGUGAGCAUUUGUCUCGUUGGCAAGGGUGGAUUUGUUAGUUUGGUAAUUUAGUGCCAGAAAAUUAGAAUCGAGUCUUCUUUUUUUUUUUCUACCCUCGUUUUACUUUCCACGAUCAGGCCCCCCGUUUCUGGUUAUUGACGUUCAUUUCUGAUCCAACGUUUAACCGAUGAAGGAGGGGACAUAUCUGCUCACCCGGGGCGUUGAUUCGUAGCCUUCAUGUGUCUCAUGACCUCUAGGGCGUAGGAUAGUGAAAUAGCCAUAGCAGUGUGGCCCUUUAUCAUCCUGCCACAUAAUCAAGACGGAAAGCACCACAGCCUAUGACGUGAAAACGUUCAAUAGGGUGCAAUUGAUAUCAUCACCAUA